CAAAUCUGCUUUUGUCUCCUUCUCUCCUUCAAUCAUUCUCUUCUCUCUUUUGCUUUCUGAUUCGGAUAAAUUACAUCACUCGCUCCUCUCUGAAGACACGGGUUUUGUCUAAUUUUCUUUCUUAUUUUUCCCAGAGAAAGUUUCACGUCUUUCCGCUUCUGAUGAUGUCACAUUUGGUGAUUCUCGAGGGGAUCAUUUAAUUUCCUCGAACGUGUUGAGCUUUUGAAGCAGGAGUUACGACAAGUAGAAGACUUUAUCAUCCUGUCAGCUACUCGAAGAAACCAUGAACAGUCAUAGGCUUGUCUCAACGGCACAAGAAGAAUGCAAUAAAGGAAUUCAUCAACCUUGCUCGUCUUCACUGUCUCCUGUCCAUAACUUUCUGAAUCUCCAGCCAGAAAACAGAAAGUCUCCAGUCAAUAAAGGCACAUUCUCGCGGUCCUCCACCUUCUGCACAAAUCUUUACAUAUCAUCAUCUUCAACCUCGGAAGCUCAGAAACAUCUAGGAAACACUCUUCCUUUCCUCCCUGACCCCUCCACUAAUAUCCAGCCUGCUUCUUGUGUGGAGUCUGCAAGAUCUCCAUCUAUCUUCAGUGAAGAUAUGAGCAAUCCACUUGAUGGAGACACCACCCUUGUCAAAGACUUCUUUAAUCUCUCUGGGGAUGCUUGCUCUGAUGGAGCCUUCCAUGAUCUCGACUGUUCCAAUGACAGCUACUGCUUAUCAGAUCAAAUGGAGUUGCAGUUCCUGUCUGAUGAACUUGAGCUUGCCAUCACAGACCGCUCCGAAACUCCUAGGCUUGAUGAGAUCUAUGAAACUCCCUUGGCUUCUUCAUCAAAUCCAGUGACUGGACUGAGUCAAAGCCAAAGAAGCCUCUCUGGAGCAGUCUCCAUUGAGGCAGUUUCAUCUCACCCUUCUCCAGGAUCAGUAGCAGCAUACAAUCACAAGCCGAGAAUGAGAUGGACCCCUGAGCUCCAUGAGAGCUUCUUAAAGUCUGUGGACAAGCUUGAAGGCCCUGAAAAGGCUACUCCCAAGGCUGUUCUGAAGCUCAUGAAUGUUGAGGGCUUGACGAUCUAUCAUGUAAAAAGCCACUUACAGAAGUAUAGACUAGCCAAGCAUAUUCCAGAGAAAAAAGAAGAGAAAAAGAAUGUUAACACAGAAGAGAAGAAACUGGCUCUGAGUAAUAGUGAAGCUGUUGAGAGAAAGAAAGGGGCAAUGCAGUUAACUGAAGCUCUGCGUAUGCAGAUGGAAGUUCAAAAACAAUUGCAUGAACAGCUCGAGGUGCAAAGGGUGCUUCAGCUACGAAUAGAAGAGCAUGCUAAGUACUUGGAAAAGAUGUUGGAAGAGCAACGCAAAACCGGAAUGCUUAUGUCUUCUUCUUCUUCCUCUUCUCAGACACUAUUGUCAGAUUGUCAAAACAUGUCCAAAACCGAAGUAUCUUCUCUGUCUCAGCCAAAGAACAUAGCUUCCGAAACCGAAGAUGAUAAAUGUGAAUCCCCUCAGAAACGUCGCAGGGUUGAGAACAACACUGAAUCUGAAGAUCCUCCUGAGAGAUAGCAAGCAGGUGGUCACACUCAAAAGUAGAUGUUUGUAAUGUAGUAUCUUGAGGAUGUUCCCUUUUAUUUGCUUGCUGAAUUCAAGUUGUUUAAGGAUUCUUUUAAGUCUACUUUAAUGACAAACAUAUACACUCAAGAUUGCAAUAUUAAAAGGGUGAUUAGAAGCCUCAUCUUUCUA
Messenger RNA from Brassica napus (rape), 1729 nucleotides. Its product is annotated as myb family transcription factor PHL6. Lineage: Eukaryota; Viridiplantae; Streptophyta; Magnoliopsida; Brassicales; Brassicaceae. The record is from RefSeq and is a predicted model, not a curated record. Bases 284 to 1552 code for a protein of 422 amino acids. The transcript is spliced from 8 exons. Gene Ontology annotation, molecular function: DNA binding; DNA-binding transcription factor activity.